This is a messenger RNA of Hevea brasiliensis (rubber tree), 2009 nucleotides long. Its product is annotated as transcription initiation factor TFIID subunit 6-like. Gene Ontology annotation, biological process: RNA polymerase II preinitiation complex assembly; transcription initiation at RNA polymerase II promoter. The coding region runs from base 205 to 1857 and encodes 550 amino acids. Gene Ontology annotation, molecular function: RNA polymerase II general transcription initiation factor activity; transcription coactivator activity; protein heterodimerization activity. The transcript has 12 exons. The record is from RefSeq and is a predicted model, not a curated record. NCBI's taxonomy places the organism in Eukaryota, Viridiplantae, Streptophyta, Magnoliopsida, Malpighiales, Euphorbiaceae. Gene Ontology annotation, cellular component: transcription factor TFIID complex; SLIK (SAGA-like) complex; SAGA complex.
CCUAAAUUCGAUUCAGAUUUUUUACUCUCUAAUUUCUGAGUUUGCUCCAAUUGUUAAAUUUCUUUGCUUCUGCAUAUCUAAUCGACCAAUAUUAAUGAACGUGUGCAAGACCAAUGUCAUUUUCUGAGGCCGAGCUGUCUCUUUCUUGCGUUUGAUCAGUUCUCUGUUCCCUCUGGGCUAAUCGUGCAUGAACCGGAAUUCAAAAUGAGUAUAGUGCCCAAGGAAGCAAUCGAAGUAACGAGUAUAGUGCCCAAGGAAGCAAUCGAGGUGAUUGCACAGAGCAUUGGAAUCACCAAUUUGUCCCCUGAGGUUGCUCUCGCUCUAGCUCCCGAUGUCGAGUACCGAGUUCGCGAGAUCAUGCAGGAGGCUAUUAAAUGCAUGCGCCACUCAAGGAGAACUACUUUGACUGCAGAAGAUGUCGAUAGUGCUCUUAGCUUGAGAAAUGUGGACCCUGUGUAUGGCUUUGCCUCUGGGGAUCCGCUGCGUUUCAAGAGAGCUGCGGGACAUAAGGAUCUGUACUACAUUGAUGACAAGGAUGUUGAGUUUAAAGACGUGAUUGAGGCGCCUUUACCAAAAGCGCCUCUUGAUACGUCAGUUAAAGUUCACUGGUUGGCAAUUGAAGGCGUUCAACCUGCAAUUCCUGAGAAUGCUCCUGUUGAAGCACUUGCAGCAUCCUCUGAUGGUAAAAAGUCUGAAUAUAAGGAAGAUGGUCUUCCUGUUGACGUUAAAUUACCUGUCAAGCAUGUAUUGUCAAAGGAACUUCAGCUGUACUUUGACAAAAUCACAGAGCUUACCAUAAAGAAGUCUGGUUCUAUACUUUUCAAACAAGCUUUAGUUAGCUUGGCAACAGACUCUGGUCUCCAUCCUUUACUUCCUUAUUUCACUUACUUGAUUGCUGAUGAGGUUGCACGAAAUUUGAAUAAUUUCUCUGUCCUGUUUGCUUUAAUGCGUGUUGCCCAAAGCCUUCUUCAAAAUCCACACAUACAUGUAGAACCUUAUCUACACCAACUGAUGCCGUCUAUUGUAACCUGCCUAGUUGCUAAAAGGUUGGGAAAUAGGUUUUCUGACAAUCAUUGGGAGCUUAGAAACUUCACAGCAAACCUGGUUGCAUCAAUAUGCAAAAGAUUUGGGCAUGUUUACCACAAUCUGCAGCCACGUGUCACAAGGACUCUACUUCAUGCAUUCUUGGACCCAACAAAAUCAUUGCCUCAACAUUAUGGGGCAGUACAAGGAUUGGCAGCUUUAGGACCCAAUGUGGUUCGUCUUUUGAUACUGCCAAAUCUAGAGCCAUAUUUGCUAUUGCUUGAACCAGAAAUGCUUCUUGAGAAGCAAAAGAACGAGAUUAAGAGGCUUGAAGCUUGGCGUGUUUAUGGGGCCUUGAUGCACGCAGCUGGUCUAUGUGUGUAUGAUCGGCUCAAAAUGUUACCUGGUAUGCUAACGCCACCAAUACGGACUGUCUUGAAGAGCAAUGGAAGAGUUAUGACUAAAAUGCCGAAUAAACGAAAAGCUAGCACAGACAACUUGAUGCAACAACCACCACUCAAGAAACUAGCGACAGAUGGUGCGAUGGGUGUAAUGCCAAUGAACUCCAUGCAAGUUGACAUGCAAGGGGCAACAGGUGGAUAUCCCAAGGCUGUUGGGGCUUCUAGCAUGAGCAUACCAUUAACAUCUCGGCAGUUGCCUAAUGAAAACAUGCCAGGAAGGGAUGGUGGUCAGGUGUUAAAAGCAUCAACUGUGCUUGCACAGGCUUGGAAGGAGGACAUAGAUGCAGGACGUUUGCUGGCUUCUCUAUACGAACUUUUUGGUGAAAGUAUGUUUGCCUUCAUUCCGAAACCAGAGUUGUCUUUUUUCUUGUAAAUUUAACUGGAGAUAUCAGCAAUUGUCCUCAGGAAAUUAUCUGUUACAUUCCUCGUUCUUUUCCUUCCAGGAUAGUUUUUGCAUUUCCGAAGAAAGUUGUACGGAAUUCUUUUUGUAGAUAACUAAUCAAACAUACCAAAUUGUGGCGUUCA